AUGACCGUCGUCGACCACUUUCUCUCCUCGAUCUUCCAAUUUCUCAAAGCCAAAGAUGGCGUCCAGCUACGGCUUUGGUUCCAAGUCGAGCCUCCUCUCCCUCAAGAAUAUACCCAACUCAGCCAGGAAUUGAAGGCAUCAUGGAUAGACAGCAAGAAGCUCGAACAGUAUAUCGAGAAUGCCCUGCCCUUCAACGACGACGAUUUGUCGGAGGACGGAGGGGCAUGGCCUGGUUUCCUAGCUUUUAUGCAAAGCUACCUGGAGUUCUGGAGAGACGUUAAAUUCGAGGAUCUGCUGGCGACACAUCUGCAAUUGUCUGCUCUCAUCAUUUCCUGCAAUACGGCAAUGUCAAACGCGACUUAUGGAAUCAUUAUGCUUCCUACAGCAAUGCAACUAUGCAAAGCUUUGGCACAGCUUGCGGUCAUGCUUGACGGAAUGCCACAUUUGACACAGAAAAUGGCCCAAGUCAAGGACGUCGAGGCGGGAGAAAAGAAAACGCUGGUUGAGAGCACGGCUGAGACAAUACAAAGAGCCUUCACACUCUGCCUGAACGAGAGAACACCGAGCAAAAAUGGCAUAGGGAGAGACGGGAAGCCCGAAGGAAAGAAGAUUGGAAUAUACUCGUUCGCAAACAUGGUUCUGAAGUUGCUUUUUAAGCGUCGAGCAAUACUCAUCCAUCUACUGUCCGCCAACAUGAUCCUUGGCCGGUUCCCCUCUCAAGCGUUCGCAAAUCGUCCCGAGGCGGACAUCGUAGCGAAAUUUAUGCCGAUAGCAAAUGCAAUUCGGAAAGGCAAUAUGGUUGCGUUCAAACAUGCGCUGGGGCCUGAAGCUGGGAAUGAGAAAUGGUUCUUUCGCCAUGGCGUCUAUCUGCAGCUUCUCCAUCGAUGUGAGGUCCUGGUCUGGCGUACACUCGCUCGGCGCGUCUUCUUACUCACAUACACUUUUCCGUGGGAUCCAGAUUCGAAGAAAGCUCCGACUUUGAGCUUGGCAGAUAUGGUCGCUGCAACGCAGUUCUGUCAGAAGCUAUUGGAAGGUUGGCGGAGACCCGCUGAUUCCCUGGCCUUCAUGCAAUCAGGGCGAAAACAUGUAAACUCUCAGUUCAUGAAAACACCCGAUUUUGUUCCGCCCCCGGAAGGACCCAAACUUCUACAUGCCGGGCGAGGCAUGAUCUUCGGUAACAAAGUCCCGGACCUGAUCAAUGUUGAAUCUAUUCUUGCAAGUCUGGUUCAGCAAGGCUUGCUGCGCGGCUUCAUCAGCCAUACGCAAGGGAAAUUUGCUAUUAUAGGAUCUAAACAGAAAGGCGGACCUCUACCAGCUGGGUUUCCACCGGUGUGGGAAGUUCUGAAGGCUAGAGCGGAAUCAGAAAACAGGACUGAAGAAUGCCCGGGAUGGGUCCAGAGGGCAAAAGACUUGAACCUGGGAGGGGUGGUGAACCUGGCUGGCGCGAGACCUGCAGGCGAGAACAGCUGA
Molecule: messenger RNA, 1470 nt
Organism: Drepanopeziza brunnea f. sp. 'multigermtubi' MB_m1
Lineage: Eukaryota; Fungi; Ascomycota; Leotiomycetes; Helotiales; Drepanopezizaceae
Source: RefSeq, a predicted model, not a curated record